CAGAGCUCUUGCAGGGAAGUGAGCACUGCACUGUCCGUGAGCCCAGUUAGGUCCAGGUCCAGGUCCAGGUCCAGGUCAAGUUGACCGAGGGCAGCGCACGUCACUGCGUCGGAGCGAAGUCCACAGGAAACCUCCGCGCUGCUCUCAGUGUUCGGUCCCGCAAACAUGCAGCGGAGUCUCGGCGGAGCCCGGCGCCGGCCGGGGCCGGGGGGUGCGGGUUUCCCCUGGGGUGCGGGUCUUCCGAGGGGUGCAGGUCUUCCCUGGGGUUUUACCUGGGUUCUGUGGCUGUGCGCGGCACCUGUGGCUCUUCACCCGCAGUGUCUGGACUUUAAGCCGCCGUUCCGCCCGCAGAGGGAGCUGGAAUUCUGCGUCAUGUACAAGUCGUUCGGCUGCUGCGACCACCAGAAGGACCAGCAGCUCAUGGCCAGGUACUACCGGAUCAUGGACCAGUUCGACUACCAGGGCUACGCCAGCUGUGCGGGGUACGUGCUGGAGCUGCUGUGCCAGGAGUGUUCUCCGUAUGCAGCCCACCUUUACGACGCCGAGGAUCCGAGCACCCCGGUCAGGACCCUCCCAGGCCUCUGUCCAGACUUCUGUUCCCAGUUCUGGAACAAGUGUCGUUUCACCAUCCCGGCCCUGUCCGAUGACCCUCAUCUAGCAAACGUCAGGGAGGACCAGACCCGGCUGUGUCGGUACCUGGAGCUGGAUGACGCCGAUUACUGCUACCCUCAUCUGCUCAGCAGCCAGACGCUCACCCAGAACCUGGGCCGGGUCCAGGUGGACUCGGAAGGCUGUCUGCAGCUGUGCCUGGAGGAAGUCGCCAAUGGGCUACGGAACCCGCUGGCCAUGGUGCAUGCCAACGACGGCACGCACCGCUUCUUUGUGGCCGAGCAGGUGGGGCUGGUGUGGACGUACCUCCCCGACCGAUCCAGGCUGGAGAAGCCCUUCUUGAACAUCACCAAGACGGUGCUGACGUCUUCGUGGGAGGGCGACGAGAGGGGCUUCCUUGGAAUCACCUUUCACCCCAAGCACAAAUACAAUGGACGCUUGUACGUGUACUACUCCGUGGAGGUGGGCUUUGACGAGAGGAUCAGGAUCAGUGAGUUCAGGGUGUCGGCCAACGACAUGAACGUGGUGGAUCACUCCUCUGAGCGAGUCAUUCUGGAGAUCGACGAGCCAGCAUCCAACCACAACGGCGGGCAGGUGCUGUUCGGGGACGACGACUACUUGUACAUCUUCACUGGUGAUGGUGGGAUGGCAGGAGACCCGUUUGGCAGAUAUGGAAACGCCCAGAACAAGUCAGCUCUGUUGGGUAAAGUUCUUCGCAUCGAUGUGGACCACAAUGAGAGAGGUCCGCUGUACAGAAUCCCUCCAGAUAACCCCUUCAUCCACGAGCAGGGAGCGCGACCCGAGGUCUACGCUUAUGGCGCCCGCAACAUGUGGAGAUGCUCUGUGGACCGCGGUGACCCACUGACCAAAGAGGGCAAAGGCCGGAUCUUCUGCGGGGACGUCGGCCAAAACAAGUUUGAGGAAAUCGACAUCAUCGAGAGAGGCCGAAACUACGGCUGGAGAGCCAAAGAGGGGUUCUCCUGCUACGAUAAGAAGCUAUGUGCCAACAGCUCGCUGGAUGAUGUCCUGCCCAUCUACGCCUACCCUCACAAGAUGGGUAAGUCGGUGACGGGCGGCUACGUGUACCGCGGCUGUGAAUAUCCCAACCUGAACGGCUUGUACAUAUUUGGAGACUUCAUGAGUGGGCGUCUGAUGAGCCUGCAGGAGGACAGGAACAGCGGGAUGUGGAAGUACAACGAGGUGUGCAUGGGGCUGGGCCUGACGUGCGCCUUCCCCGGACUCAUCAACAACUACCACCAGUACGUCAUCUCCUUUGCUGAGGACGAAUCUGGUGAGCUUUACUUCAUGUCCACAGGAAUCCCGAGUGCUACGUCGCCCUCAGGAGUGGUUUAUAAAGCUGUGGACCCCUCCAGACGGGCUCCACCGAGACACUGCCACUACGAUCCUCUUCCUGUCAGAGUAAAAAGUAACCUCAUUAAGUUUAUUCCCCAAGAAACUUUGAUCGGCGUAGACCUCCCCAACAAAAACCAGCCCACGCCUCCGCCCACAGAGUCUUACGACUGGCUCCAGGAGCUCAUCGAUCGCCUUGGAGAACCGGGCCCAAACUCCCCCACGCCUGCCCUAACCACAACCAGCACCAGAGCCCCCCGAGGCUCCAGGCGGAAAGGCCGGCGCAGGAAGGGGAAACAAAGAACAGACGGCGCUGCCAAGCUCCAGAAUGGAGCGGUGCGGCUGGUUGGGGACGAACACGGGCGGCGUGACCGUGGGCGGGUGGAGGUCCACGUCAACGGGGAAUGGGGAACCGUGUGCGACGACCUGUGGACCAUCAAGAACGCCGAGGUGGUCUGCCGGCAGCUGGGCUUCCCGUAUGCGCUGAAAGCAGCCAGGAACGCUGAGUUCGGUGAGGGCAGGGAGAUGCGGAUCCUUCUGGAUGACGUCCAGUGUGAAGGGACCGAGUCCAGCCUGCUGGACUGCAUGCAUCCUGGUGUCGGGACCAGCAACUGCGCCCACUAUGAGGAUGCUGGAGUGAUCUGUGGGAACUUGCAGCACGUCAUAGAAGCCUGAAACCUGACCGCCGCCAAGUCGGAGAUAAUUAACAUGAACUAAGUCUUAAUUAAUCAGCCGAACCGACCCGGACUCGUGAAUCAGAACACCUGACCCGACUGGCCCGAACCAGACGUCUGACAGUGAAGUUGACGAAACCCGUAACCAUCCCAACCCGCUAGGAUUGCCACUGUUAAUUGUUAUUUGUUUGUUUGUAAAACCUGCGAAAGGUUUAUAUUUUUGGAGGAUUUGAGACCCUUCUCAAAGAAGUGAGUUGUCUGGAGGUCCUCCGUAGUCCCCCGGGACAAGUCUCACCUCCACAUUUGCAGCAAUGCAGGAUCAGGGACAUCUGUGUUGUAAUGUAAUCUGCAGUUCGGCUGAAGUUCGCUCACCGUUUCACAGACGCAGCACUGUCGCCGCUACACUCAGCGCUACACACAGCGCUGCCGCCACUACACGCAGCGCUACACGCAGCGCUACACGCAGCGCUACACGCAGCGCUACACAGCGCUGUCGCCCCUACAUGCAUCGCUACACAGCACUGUCGCUGCUACACGCAGCGCUACACAGCACUGUCGCUGCUACACGCAGCGCUACACAGCGCUGUCGCCGCUACACACAGCGCUACACAGCACUGCCGCCGCUACACGCAGCGCUACACAGCGCUGUCGCCGCUACAUGCAGCGCUGUCGCCGCUACACGCAGCGCUACACAGCGCUGCUGCCGCUAGACUCAGCGCUGCACAGCGCUGCUGCCACUACACGCAGCGCUACACAGCACUCUCGCUGCUACAGGUACACGCGGCGCUGCUGCCGCUAG
Cololabis saira (Pacific saury) is the source of this 3432-nucleotide messenger RNA. RefSeq names its product HHIP-like 1 (gene hhipl1). The transcript is spliced from 9 exons. Lineage: Eukaryota; Metazoa; Chordata; Actinopteri; Beloniformes; Belonidae. The coding region runs from base 166 to 2634 and encodes 822 amino acids. The record is from RefSeq and is a predicted model, not a curated record. Gene Ontology annotation, cellular component: membrane.